CCCGAAAGAUUACUCCACUAACAAAAUGCUCGGCAACAAGAAAUCAAAAUUACUGCAAACCCUCGAGCAGUCCGUGCCGCCCGUCGACCGCGAGGAUGCCAUACGCCUGAUCGCCGAGGGGAUCCGCAAGCCCGCGACCCUCGACCCCAUCGACUUGGUAGACUCCCAGAAGGAGUAUCUGCGGGUCCUGCACAUGGACCAUGCCCUCAGGCUCCAGCAGACCAUGGAGCGGCACUACAAUGUCUCGCCCUCGGCGGAAGACCUGGAUCAGGUGAUGCCCGUCAAGGACCAGGAGCUGGAGGACAUACUGGAUGCCCUCUCAGAUUUGGCAUCCAAGGAGGAGUACGACGAGGAAGAGGAAGACGACGACGACGACGAGGACGAGGGCGAGGGCGAUCAAUACGAUGGGGACGAUGAGGACGAAGAGUCUCCAGGCGAUGAAGACGACAGGAAUACGGUUUUUGAUUUGAACAAGAUCGUCUUGUAGAGGGUAACCAGUAGUCGGCCUUUAGCUCUCGGCACGAAACAACCUAGAAAAUUGUAAAGUUUUAACCAAAUUUCCAUACAGAAGAGCCCCAAUAAAACAAGCCUGUUGUAGGGAUUCUCGUAUGCUGCUU
Molecule: messenger RNA, 617 nt
Organism: Drosophila persimilis
Lineage: Eukaryota; Metazoa; Arthropoda; Insecta; Diptera; Drosophilidae
Product: prothymosin alpha-B
Exons: 1
Coding region: 26-487 (153 amino acids)
Source: RefSeq, a predicted model, not a curated record